AAUAGAUUUAUUUGUAAAGUUGACACCACACCGCCAGCGUUUGCUCACAUGGUUAAACGUGUACAUGUAAGCUUAUACAGAUGCAAAUUAUAACAUGCUCUUUGCCUGAAUGAAAUUCCGCUGAUUUGAAUUCAAAUAUUUUGUUUGAUGGAUGGUUGGUAUCGACUAUUUUGUUGAAAUAGCAAGAUUGAUCAAAACACAAUCAUCUACCAUUUGUUUGAGAGAAGGAUCAAUCCGAGCACUUUUUGUUGGCUUGUGGAAUUUGGAUUGAGUGUUUUUGGAGUGCACUUAGGGUGUGUUGUUUGUGUGAAAGAAAUGCACAUUGACUGAUAUAGCCAAUUGGUUAGUGUUAGGUAACCCUGAACUGCAGAGGAGGCAGGGAAAAUCAUAAAUUAUUUCUGGGGUAGCGUUUCUUGUAUAUAUAGGCAUAAAUUUAUGCUGUGUGAUAGUGAUAUUGAAGAUCUCUCUUGGUUCUUUUCAUUGGGAUUUCAUAAAUUCUGAGCUGCGAAUUCAUAAAUUCUGAGCUUGUGUGAAUAUUCUUAAGGAUUUGGCAUGAUGAUGGAAACCAUGGCUUUCAGGCAUCUGAGUUCAGCAUCUGAUUUGGGUACCCCCAAAUCCAUCAAGAUGUCACAAACUAGUUAUUAUGCAAAGCCUGCGGUGUUCAGAAGAUUGCCAAGGCAACAUAAGAUGAUGAAAGUUGUUGUCAAUGUUCAAAAAGCCCCUAAAUUAGUGAAUGGCUUCAGUAAGCCCAAGGGCACAGAGCUGUUUGAAACAUCAUGGGUUAAUGAGUCUGGUUUGAAGGAUAUUUCAGGAUUAGCAGAAAAUGGAUUCAACAGGGCUGGGAGACUUAUAGAAGGGCGUAUGGUUUAUAGGGAGAAGUUUUUUAUUAGGUCUUAUGAGGUGGGGGCAGACAUGACUGGCUCAAUUGAGACAGUUUUCAAUCUUCUUCAGGAAAGUGCAGUGAACCAUGCAUAUGUAGGAGGAGUUUGCAGAGAUGGAUUUGGGUCUACCCACGAAAUGGCUCGUCUAAAUCUCAUCUGGGUUGUCACUCGCAUGCAAGUUCAAGUUGAUCGUUAUCCUUGUUGGGGUAAUGUUGUGGAAAUUGAUACUUGGAUAGCUUCAUCCGGGAAGAACAGUAUGAGGCGUGACUGGCUUGUUCGUGACUCUGAAACUGGCAGCAUAAUUGCACGAGCUACCAGCACCUGGGUUAUGAUGAACAAAGAGACCAGAAAACUCAUGAAAUUCCCAGAAGCAGUGAAAAAGGAGAUAUGCCCAUAUUAUUUAGAAAGGUCAGCGAUUGCACAAACAGAUGUCAAAAAGCUCGAGAAAAUUGCUGAAGGUUCUGCUCAAUAUGUUCUUUCCGGUUUGACACCCAAAUGGAGGGACCUGGACACAAAUUGUCAUGUGAACAACGUCAAAUACGUGGGUUGGGUUUUAGAGAGUGUGCCAGUGUAUAUUCUAGAGAGCCAUGAACUGGCAAGCAUUACCUUGGAAUUCAGAAGAGAAUGCGGGCAAUCACACGUCAUCCAAUCCCUUACCAGCGUGGACAAUGACGAGGCAUCUUCCGAUUCAACGUCAGCGCCAGGUGUUUCACAUUGUAGUGGAGUAAACAAGAAGUGUUUAAAUGCAUUACACUUGCUUCGAUUGCAAGAUAGCAGAGUUGAACUUGUGAGAGGACGUACAGAAUGGAGAUCGAAGACGCGCAAUAUUAACUGAAUAUUCAUUCAAAUUCUUUAUUUUUAUAUUUUUAUGUUAUUCCUCGUUUGGAGUGUAAUUCUAGUUAUUCUUUUGGGCAAUAUAGGUAUAUAUAUAUAUAUAUAUAUUUAAAUUUAUAUUUUUCCAUGAAACCGUGUGAGAUCCGCUUGAGUGCAUUGCACAUAGAGUGCCAUAUACAUUGAACCAUUUAAUGGUUAUAAAUAGUCAAUUCUAUUUUAUUCUUCUUUGAACAA
Molecule: messenger RNA, 1949 nt
Organism: Cryptomeria japonica (Japanese cedar)
Lineage: Eukaryota; Viridiplantae; Streptophyta; Pinopsida; Cupressales; Cupressaceae
Product: palmitoyl-acyl carrier protein thioesterase, chloroplastic
Exons: 6
Coding region: 553-1716 (387 amino acids)
Biological process (GO): fatty acid biosynthetic process
Molecular function (GO): fatty acyl-[ACP] hydrolase activity; acyl carrier activity
Source: RefSeq, a predicted model, not a curated record